Molecule: messenger RNA, 804 nt
Organism: Onthophagus taurus
Lineage: Eukaryota; Metazoa; Arthropoda; Insecta; Coleoptera; Scarabaeidae
Source: RefSeq, a predicted model, not a curated record
AUUAUCAUAUUUUUUUAAUAUUUAAAGAAACCAAUUUACUUACCGCCAUCUAUAAUCCAAGCGCAAAACUUACAAUCCUAACCUAAAACAACCGUAAACAAACCAACUACGCAUGCGUUAAUCAAACAAGUUUUUUUGAAAAAAGCAACGUGCUCGAAACCCAACGGUUAUUUCUCGAACGUUGCAUCAAAACAAGGUCGAUUUUACUAAAUAACAGGUUGAUUAUCCAUUCGGGAUGAGUACAACAACAGAAAUCGAAGAGACAACGGCAAAGAAGAAACGAUCUCCCGACGUUUAUAAACGAUUCCUGGAGGAAACACUAGAAAAAGUCGCCAGCAGCGUCAGUCAUGAAAGAUUUCACGACAUUUUUCGACCAUUAACAUCUAAUACGUGGGAAACUUACGAAUGUUUUCAACAAGGAAUUGUGAAAAGUAUGCAUAAUGUUAUCGAUAGUUUAUCAAAGAAAGGAAGUAUUGAUGAAAAAAUUGAUAAAUUAAAGGGAAUAUUAAAAGAAGAUUUGAUUGUUUGUGAUGAUGAAGCUUGGAGACCUACAACUGGACAAAUAGAUGUUUUAUCAAUUGAAGGACACGCUUUAGAAGCUAGGAAAGCAAAACUUUUAGAAGCAAUCAAUAAUUUAGAAGAAGACAACGAAAAAAUUCUUUGUGUUAUAAAUGAAAAGAAACAAUUAUUAGAAAAAUGUGAUGACGAUUUAAAAUAUUUACGCCAACACUAACAUUUAAUUAUAAUAAUUUUUGUAUUUAUUUUUACAACUUAUAACGUUAAUAGAAAUCCUUAACCAAAACA